Molecule: messenger RNA, 6332 nt
Organism: Dreissena polymorpha
Lineage: Eukaryota; Metazoa; Mollusca; Bivalvia; Myida; Dreissenidae
Product: protein MTO1 homolog, mitochondrial-like
Exons: 16
Coding region: 366-2375 (669 amino acids)
Biological process (GO): tRNA methylation; tRNA wobble uridine modification
Cellular component (GO): cytosol
Molecular function (GO): flavin adenine dinucleotide binding
Source: RefSeq, a predicted model, not a curated record
CAUGAGUGUUAUUAAACUUUAUAUAUUUUUAAUUCCCGGGUUUUAGUUUAGAAGCAAUUUCAAAGUAAUUUGUGUGCGACAUCGAUUAUAAAGUUGAAAUUAAAUUCAGUUCUCCACAAAUAGCUAUUUUUAAAAUGUAAAUGUGCGUUCCGAAUGUGUUGUUUAUUAAAAUAACGUUUUAUUCGGAUGUAAAUCAUUUCGGAUAUAAUAAAUUAUGCUGUAAGUUUUCAGAGUUAACCGUCGUAUACCAAAGUAAUCAGGCAUAUUUUUAUUUGCAUAAGUGGUUUGACGCCAUGUUGUGAACAACACCAGCAAUACUUGAAGCAACUAAUUUCAUUUGCAUUGCUGAUAAUUAUUUUGCGAAAAUGAGAUUAAGAAUGAUGUAUAGACAAAUGGGCCUGAACUCAUCCCGUGUGCAUGGACUGGGCCGUAGGUGGUGUUCAGGAACUCAAAACACAGCGUACGAUGUUGUGGUUGUUGGUGGCGGGCAUGCUGGAUGUGAGGCGGCUGCAGCUUCCGCAAGAAUGGGCAGGAAGACUUUGCUGGUCACCCACAAGAUUUCUACUAUAGGCGAAAUGUCCUGCAACCCCUCAUUUGGUGGCGUGGGUAAAGGUCACCUAAUGCGUGAAGUAGAUGCCUUGGAUGGUUUAUGUGCCAGAAUUUGUGAUAUAUCUGGAGUUAACUAUGUAACUCUUAAUAAGACAAAAGGACCUGCAGUAUGGGGCCCUAGGGCGCAGAUUGAUCGGGAUCUGUACAAAAGGCACAUGCAGGCAGAAAUACUCGGAACCUCAAACUUAACGGUCACUGAGUGUGCAGUGGAAGACCUCAUAUUGACAGAGUCACAACAAAGUGCUUCCUCUAUAACCAAAAGCAUCUGUAAGGGAGUGAUCCUAAGCACAGGUGAGAUGGUAGAAAGCAAGACAGUUGUGAUAACUACCGGAACGUUUCUGCGGGGCUGCAUCAACAUCGGGCUGUCUGUGCGUCCGGCUGGUCGUAUAGGGGAUGAGCCUGCUAUCGGCCUGGCACGCAGCCUCGAGAAGGCUGGAUUUACCAUGGGCAGACUGAAAACUGGAACUCCUCCAAGACUUGACAAAAACACAAUAGAUUACACUCAGUGUGGUGUAACGAAGGGAGACAAUCCUCCAGAACCAUUCUCCUACCUCAGUACUGAUGUCUGGAUAAAGGCUGAUGAGCAGCUGGAUUGUCACAUAACACGGACCAGCCUGGAGAUAGAACAAAUAGUCCACGACAGUCUGCCUGAGAACAAACAUGUCAAAGAAGAGCUGAGUGGACCAAGGUACUGCCCCUCUCUGGAGAGCAAGGUGCUGAAGUUCCCAGGCAGGACACACCAGGUGUGGCUAGAACCAGAAGGGUUCAGCAGUGACCUGGUAUAUCCCAACGGCCUGAGCUGCACAAUGCCUGCUGAGUACCAACAGAGGAUCAUCAACCUCAUACCUGGACUGCAGAGGGCAAAGAUUGUCAGACCCGGAUAUGGUGUCGAGUAUGACUACAUUGAUCCACGGCAACUUCGGCCUACCUUAGAGACCUUGCCGAUAGAGAACUUGUUUCUGGCCGGGCAGAUCAACGGUACAACUGGUUACGAGGAGGCAGCUGCACAAGGUAUCAUCGCAGGAAUCAACGCAGGCCUGAAGGGUCAAAACCACGAGCCCUUCAUUGUGGACAGGACCGAGGGCUACAUAGGUGUCCUCAUAGACGAUCUCACCACCCACGGCACCAACGAGCCCUACAGAAUGUUCCCGUCACGGGCCGAAUUCCGUAUCUGUCUGAGAGCUGAUAAUGCUGACAUGCGGUUAACAAGAAAAGGUUAUAAGACAGGUUGUGUGCAGCGGGCUAGAUACGAAAGUGCGUGUCGUAUGGCUGAUCUCCUUGACAGCAACCUUGACCUGUUGAGAUCUCUCAAAUUGGAGACCUACAAGUGGGACGAGCUUCUGAGCAGAGCAAGCUCCAGACCUAAGGGCAAGGUCAAAAGCGCAGUGGCUGUUUUACAAAUGGUGUCUAUAGAUGAGCUGAUAAAGGUUCAACAAACAGAGCUUGGCCAUCUUCAAAGUGACAGAAUCCUGAAAAAAAGACUCGAAAUAGAAGCCCUCUACAUGUUGGAGAUAGAGAAGCAGCAAGAAGAAAUAUCAGAAGUGCGCAAGGAUGAACUGCUGGUGUUACCCAUGGACAUUGAUUACUUAAGAAUGCCUAAUAACAGGGGUUUACCUAACGAUGUUCGUCUAAAACUGGCAGAGUCAAGACCUCACACUAUCGGUGCGGCCAGCAGAAUACCGGGAAUGACUCCAGCGGCCCUUGUGUAUCUCCUGAAGUUUGUAAAAUCAUCGAAAACAAAACUUAGAUUUGAGGAUACAUUGUGAAAGUACUUUACUAAGAGAUAUGUGGUUACUUGGCUGUACUCCUUUCCAAAGAUCGUCAAAAUGUCGUAAACAAACAUUGGAUAUGAUGGCAGAUCUUGAAAAGUUGUGCCACUGGAAGUUCUCCAAACUUUUCCGAGUGACAUUCAAUAAUAUUGUGUUUUGGACAGUAAAUUUAUUCCCGCUGGAUCUGACAGUAUUUCUAUGUCACGAUGGCCUAUGGGAGUUUAGCAUUGUCAAUAAAAGUGAGGUAUAAUAAUCAAUAAUAUUGUGUUUCUAAAAUCACAAAGUUGCAUUACCCUUUCCCACUCAGAAUGAAAGUGAAAAUGGCUGUGUGCAAACUGCAUAAAACCAGACCAGUGUUCAAGCUGCUCAUCAGUAUCUUAGGGUUGGAAAGAAGUCUUAAAAACUUAAAUAUAGUAAGAAAGGUCUUUCAUUAAAUUUAACUUUUUAAGCAACUACAAAUGUGUUAAAAUACGUAUCUAAUUUGUAAAGGGUAAAGCUCUAAGUUACAUAAAUAUUCCUGGUAUUUUGCCCAGAAAUUAAAACAGGUUAUGAAUAAAAAGGGACUAGGAAGAAUGUGAUCAAGUGAUUUUUAGCUCCACUGGCCAAAGGCCAGCGGGGCUUAUGUCAUGGUCCUUUGUCCAUCGUGCGUGCGUCCGUGCUUUAACUUUUCCUUUAAACAUCUUCUCCUAAACUACUGGUCCAAUUCUGAUGAAAUUUCUUAGGAAUGUUCCUGGGGUGAACCUCUUUCAAAUUUGUUCAAAUUAUGCCCCUGGGGUCAAAUUUGACCCUGCCCCAGAUUUCACAAAAUUGAAAAUUUGCUUAUAUAAGGCCUAUUUUGUGAAAACUUUAAAAAUCCUAUCAUCCAUAACCAUUGGGCCUAGGGCUAUCAAAUUUGGUAUGUAGAGACAUCUAAUAGUCCUGUACCAAAUUUGUUCAAAUUAUGCCUCUGUGGUCAAAUUUGACCCUGCCCCAGCCCCUUCACAAAAUUGAACAUAUGCUUAUAUAAGGCCUAUUUUGUGAAAACUUUAAAAAUCUUUGUCCAUAACUGUCUGGCAUAGGGCUACCAAAUUUGGUAUGUAGUGACAUGUAAUAGUUCUCUUCUUAGUUUGUUCAAAUUAUGCCCCUGGGAUCAAAUUUGAAACUGCCGCGGGGGUCACAAAAUUGAAUAUAUGCUUAUAAAGGGCUUAUUUUGUGAAAACUUUAAAAAUCUUUUUGUCCAUAACCAUUGGGCCUAGGGCUACCAAAUUUGGUAUGUAGUGACAUCUUAUAGUCUUCUACCAAGUUUGUUCAAAUUAUGCCCCUGGGGUCAAGUUUGACCCUGCCCUGAGGGUCACAAAAUUGAACAUUGCUUAUAUAAGGCCUAUUGUGGGAAAACUUUAAAAAAUAUUUCAGUCCAUAACCGUAUGGCAUAGGGCUACCAAAUUUGGUAUGUAGUGACAUGUAAUAGUUCUCUUCUUAGUUUGUUCAAAUUAUGCCCCUGGGGUCAAAUUUAAAACUGCCCAGAGGGUCACAAAAUUGAAUUUAUGCUUAUAAAGUGCUUAUUUUGUGAAAACUUCCCUGGGGUCAAAUUUGACCCUGCCCUGGGGGUCACAAAAUUGAACAUACUCUUAUAUGGAGCCUAUUUUGUUAAAACUUAAAAAAUCUUCUUGUCCAUAAAAAUUGCGCCUAGGGCUACCAAAUUUGGUAUGUAGUGACAUCUUAUAGUUCUCUACCAAUUUUGUUCAAAUUAUGCCCCUGGGGUCAAAUUUGACCCUGCCCCAGGCGGUCACAAAAUUGAACAUAUGCUUAUAUAAGGCCUAUUUUGUGAAAACUUUAAAAUCUCUUGUCCAUAACCAUCGGGCCUAGGGCUAUCAAAUUUGGUGGGUAGUUAUAUCUAAUAGUCCUCUAGCUAAUUUGUUCAAAUUUUAUCCCUGGGGAAAAAUUUGACUCUGCCCCGGGGGGUCACAAAAUUGAACAUAUGCCUAUAUAAGGCCUAUUUUGUGAAAACUUAAAAAAUCUUUCUGUCCAUAACCAUCCGGCCUAGGGCUAUCAAAUUUGGUAUAUAGUGACAUCUAAUAGUCCUCUACCAAAUUUGUUCAAAUUUUAUCCCUAGGGUCAAAUUUGACCCUGCCCCGGGGGUCACAAAAUUUAACAUAUGCUUAUUUAAUGCCUAUUUUGUGAAAACUUAAAAAAAAAUAUUGUCCAUAAUCAUUAGGCCUAGGGCUACACAAUUUGGUAUGUAGUGACAUUGUAUAGUCCUCUGCUUAGUUUGUUCAAAUUAUGCCCCAGGGGUAAAAUUUGACCCUGUCGGGGGGGGGGGGGGGGGGUCACAAAUUUGGUAUGUAGUGACAUCUAAUAAACCUCUACCAAAUUUGUUCAAAUAAUGCCUCUGGGGUCAACUUUGACCCUGCCCCGAGGGGGGGUGGUCACAAAAUUGAAUAAACACUUAUAAAGAGCCUAUUUUGUGAAAUCUUUAAAAAAUCUUCUUGUCAAAAACCAUUCAGACUAUGGCUACCAAAUUUGGUAUGCAGUAACAUCUUAUAGUCCUCUACCAAGUUUGUUCCAAUUAUGCCCUUUGGGAAAAAUUUGACCCUGACCCGCGGGUCAUAAAAUUGAACAUUAUAUACGCUUAUAUCUUGCUUAUUUUGUGAAAACUUAUAAAAUAUUCUUGUCCUUAACUCUAGGACCUAGGGCUACCACAUUUUGUAUGUAGUGAGAUCUAGUAGUCCUCUACAAAGUUUGCUCAAAUUAUGUCCCUGGGGUUAAAUUUGACCCAGCCCAGGGGGUCACAAAAGUGUACAUGUGCUUAAAUAGGGCCUAUAUUUAAGUAUUUGCACAUGCCGAGAAUAUUUGUUUCAGCCUUUUUUUCAGCUGUGGAGUGAUACAGGGCCAUCAUGGCCCUCUUGUUAAAUACGGAAAUGUUCUGUGAUCAUGUGGUUUCUUUAAUAUUAUGAUGAUGUUCAUAUAAUUAAUUUAACUGACAGUUUAGCAUGCUUUUUAUCAAUGUAUAUAUUAAUUGCUCAAUCAAUAGAGAUUUGCUUAGUGUACAUUACAGUCUAACAUAAUAACUGCUUAUCUUUCUGUCAGCAAAAAACAUGCCUUUCAUUUUGUAUACAUGUAGUUUAGUAUACUACUCUUAAAAAUUGCCUGCAAUUUCUCAAAAAGUACUGAAGGUGGUUGGAUGAAACUUGUUUUUAUGCUCCCCCAAAUUUUUUGGGGGGGGGAGCUUAUGGUCGCCGCUUCGCCUGUCUGUGCGUGUGUCCGUCCGUCCGUGCACAAUUUUUUUCCAGGCUAUUUCUCAGCAAUUAAUGACCGAAAUUCAAUUUAAACUUUAUGGGAAGCUUCACUACCAAGAGGAGAUGUGCAUAUUAUCAGGGGGUUCUGGUUGGAUGAUUUUUCACAGAGUUAUGGCCCUUUGAAAUUUUCCAUAAACUGUACAUAUAGUGCAAUUCUUGUCCCCCCAACUACUAGAUGUUUCCUUUUAUCUGAAUAUAUAGUGCAAUAUUGUGACAAAAAACAACCACUGGGGAGCAUCACCCGUCUCCAACGGUUUCUUGUUCUUUUUAAAGUCAAUGUCAGGAUUAUGCAGGAACCCUUUAUUCACCAAAGGUCAAUGAUAAGGUUGCUGAAAUAGAAAAACAUGAUUUUUUAUCAUUUUACAUGGAAUACACAUUCUGCUAUAUGUUUUUCAUAUGUCUGAAAUAUCAAUUUCUUCCACAAUUUAUUCCUUGUGUGUUUUUCCAUAUAAAAAAAUGAAAUAACUAAACAAUUGCAUAUCAUUAGUUUGUAUCCUGUGAUUUGUCAGGAACUACAUAAGACUGUGUAAAAGACACACAUAGAAGAAAAACACUUAAUAUUGUAACUUCUUCUUACGCAUCUUUCACUCUGUCCAUCAGCAAAAAUUGAAAUAACUAAAAAGUACAUAAUACGAUGAUACAAUUUGUUUUAUAUACAUGUAUUAAAAUUUCUAAAAUA